Molecule: messenger RNA, 1672 nt
Organism: Oldenlandia corymbosa var. corymbosa
Lineage: Eukaryota; Viridiplantae; Streptophyta; Magnoliopsida; Gentianales; Rubiaceae
Source: the annotation of a GenBank genome assembly
GAGUAAGCUACAACUCCAUAAUACUUUGAACACGUUCAAUAUGAUAAUCAAUUGGCAAUAUUGGACUGCAUUUCUGUUGGCAACAAUCUGCUGUUUCUUCCUCCAUGAAUUGUCACAGACGAGAAGGCGAAAAGGGUUGCCUCCAGGUCCAAGAGGGCUUCCAAUCUUGGGGAAUUUACACGAGUUAGGGAAGAACCCUCAUCAAGAUUUGUGCAAAUUGGCCCAAAAACAUGGUCCAAUUAUGCAUAUGCGAUUUGGAAACGUCCCAACAAUUGUGGUCUCAUCCGCUGAAGCAGCUGAGAAGUUCCUCAAGACUUAUGAUCAUGUUUUCGCAGGUAGGCCUUACCACGAGGGCUCCUGGUACAUUAGUUACGAGGGAAGGAGCCUGGUUUUCAGUCCGUAUGGUCCUUAUUGGCGUAAAAUGCGCCAACUCUGCAAUCUGCAUCUUCUCACUAGAAACAGAAUUAGUUCAUUUGAGCCAAUGAGAAGAAAAGAGGUUGGUUUAUUCAUUGAAUCGCUGAAAAGGGCAGCUUCUGAUGGUGUUGAUGUUGAUCUUACAACCGCAAUGUGGUCUUUGGGUGCGAAUAUGAGCUGUUUGAUGAUAUUCGGGAAGAAGUAUUUGGACAAGGAUUUUGAAGAUAAGAGAUUUAGUGAUGCGGUUAGAGAAGCUCUGCAUCUUUCAGCACAGCCUAACAUUGGUGAUUAUUUUCCUCUGCUUCGGUCGCUAGACCUUCAAGGCUUCACGCGACGGUUUAAGCGUAUCGCCAAAAUUUACGAUGAUCUCCUUGAAAAAAUCAUUGAUGACCAUCUAAAAUCUCCAGGGCGCGAGGAAGCAAAUGACUUUGUAGACAUCUUGAUGGAUCUAAUGGAAUCUGGAAAAUUCGAGUUCGAGUUUGAUCGUCGUCAUGUCAAAGCUCUUCUACUGGAAAUGCUCAUAACCUCAAUGGACUCAACGAUGGCAACAAUUGACUGGGCAAUUACAGAGCUUCUCAGGCAUCCUGACAUUAUGAAGAAGCUCCAAAGAGAAAUAGAAGGGAAAGUUGGAAUGGGAAGAAUUGUGGAGGAAUCUGACCUGGAAGGCCUAAUGUAUUUAGAUAUGGUUGUGAAAGAAUCCAUGAGGCUCCAUCCUGUGGGAACAUUAGGCCUUCCUCAUGAAUCCAUAGAGGACUGCACAGUAGAUGGCUUCCAUAUCCAGAAAAAUACGCGACUAAUCAUAAACAUAUGGGCAAUCGGGCGUGAUCCAAGCGUUUGGCCUGACCCCGAGAGUUUCAUCCCUGAAAGGUUCGUUGGGAGCAAUGUUGAUCUCCGAGGGCAAGACUUCCAACUUAUACCCUUCGGUUCUGGAAGAAGAAGUUGCCCUGGUUUGGCGUUGGCGCUUACCGAUGUUCGCUUUGUGUUAGCACAAUUGGUGCAUUGCUUUGAUUGGAAACUUUCUGAUAACAUUCAGCAUAGUGAUUUGGAUAUGUCUGAGGCAUUUGGUAUAGUGACAACCAGAGCUCAGCAUUUAAGGGUUGUUCCCAUUUAUAGGUUGCAGAAGUAGUCAAGAAUGUGGAAUUAUUAUGCUGUUCAGUUUCUCCAAUAAUGUUCUGUGUUCUAGAGAAGUGUCUUGGUCAUGGACUCUUCCCUUUCAAUUUUCUGAAAGUUCUUGAAUAAUUUGUGCUGCUUUUUAUCC